Alnus glutinosa is the source of this 791-nucleotide messenger RNA. RefSeq lists its product as uncharacterized. Lineage: Eukaryota; Viridiplantae; Streptophyta; Magnoliopsida; Fagales; Betulaceae. The coding region runs from base 157 to 678 and encodes 173 amino acids. The transcript has 4 exons. The record is from RefSeq and is a predicted model, not a curated record.
CAUAUAUACCUUUAAAGCCAGCCAUAUAUGCUCACAACCACCUAAGGCAGGAGAAAGAGAGCCAUCAUUCCUGUGAAAAAGAGCAAAAGACCAAAGAGAGAAAUUAAUAUAUAAGAUCAGUGUUAUACGUUGUACGUGGAGGUAGGGGCGGCAGCCAUGGCAGCUCAAAGACAGAUGUUGGAGCAGCAACAAUACUCGCAGGUGCAGCGGUUGAAGAACUCGGGAAUCCUCAGCUGCAAUGGGAGCCCGACAAUGGAGGACAAGGAAGAGGACAUGUCACGGUCGGCGCUUGCUUUGUUCCGCGCAAAGGAAGAGGAAAUUGAGAAGAAGAAGACGGAGGUGAGGGACAAGGUGCAUGCUCAGAUGGGCCGUGUCGAAGAAGAAACUAAGCGCCUCGCUGAUAUUCGGGAAGAGCUGGAGGCUCUCACAGAUCCACUGAGGAAAGAAGUUGCACUCGUUCGCAAGAGGAUAGAUACAGUUAACAAAGAGUUAAAGCCACUGGGGCAAAGCUGCCAAAAGAAGGAGAGAGAGUACAAGGAAGCCCUUGAGUCUCUGAAUGAGAAAAGCAGGGAAAAAGCUCAACUAGUUACCAAAUUAAUGGAGCUGGUGAGUGAAAGUGAGAGACUAAGGAUGAAGAAGCUGGAGGAGCUCUGCAAAAAUGUAGAUACCUUGAAAUAAGAUGAGUUAAUAAUUAUAAUUAAAGAAAACCAGAUGGGUGCUCGCGUGGUGUAAUUAGCUAGAGAUCGAGUAGCUGUUUUUGAAUUUUUCAUAUAUAUUUUGUGAUUUCUUAA